Fusarium vanettenii 77-13-4 is the source of this 3110-nucleotide messenger RNA. RefSeq lists its product as uncharacterized. Bases 58 to 2721 code for a protein of 887 amino acids. Lineage: Eukaryota; Fungi; Ascomycota; Sordariomycetes; Hypocreales; Nectriaceae. The record is from RefSeq and is a predicted model, not a curated record. Gene Ontology annotation, cellular component: cytosol. The transcript has 4 exons.
CUACCAGCAACACAUUUGAUAUCAGCCGUCCUCAUAUUGAAGACAUACAAGGACGCCAUGACACGCCUACCCGAUUAUGUUAGCCUACCGGUAGAGGCUCAAGAAGAUGGCUCCGGGGAGACCAUCGAGGAGCGAUGCUUCUCGGCCGCCCUCAUCUGCCUCGAGGGCCACUACACCCAGUCACCCCCUAUGGGACCUCAAACAUCAGCAAAAGUGAGCGCGAUGAUCUCAAAGACCCUGGAAAAGACACACACGCUGCGAAAGGCUCGUGAGGCAAUCUCGAGGAAUGUGGGGAUCUGGAUCUGGCUCACUAGAAUUUUUGCCGCUGCCAUCCCAAGCCUCACGACUCGAUCUGUGGGACCUCUGUCGAGUCUCAACGACCCAGAAAAGGGCGUCACGCCGCAGGAGAGUACGGCCUGCAUCGUCAACCACCAUGCGUCCAUCAAGGAGGACCUCGGAAUCCUCAUCAAGCUCAUGCACAUUGCCCGCAACCUCCUCGUUAAUGCCGAGCCCGAGGUGCCUCAAGAUAUCUGCGCGGCGGUGCAUUUCGACCAAAUGGUUUACCAGACAAUCAUCCUCUGCGUCAACGUUACCAGCAAGGGAUACGACGGCGAGAUUAUCGACGAGAACCAGAGGCUCAAGUUGACCGAUGUCACAGAACUUUACAAGAAGCUGCUUGUAACCUCACUACAACAGGCGCACAACUGGACAGCCAAACAUGAUAGAAACAAGAUGUCUUUCUGGUUCGACGUCCUCUUUGACGACGACGGUGCGCUCUCUGGCCCUGAGGAAGCUAUGGGCGAUGGCUCAGGGUUCCGCCCAGAUGUCGCAAAACGUCAGGUUCAGCACUGGCUUGAUCGCAAUUCCAAGAUGUGUGAUACUGCGAGGAAGCUUCUUAAGGAUUACGCCGAGAAUUACGCAGACAAGCCUCCUGGAAACCUCGCUCCUAUUCGACCCUUGGCUUGGAACUGGCUCCCUGACGGCUCUGUGGAUGUUCCAGCUGAUAUGACCAAUCCUGAGGAGAAGAUCAACCCGAUCUGGAAGCCAGAUGAGUCGGACAAGUUCGAGCAAGACCGCGCGUAUGGCCGCGUCUCUCGAGAGAUCGACACAUGGUGGCUUAAUGCUCGGGACCCCAACUACGAAGACUGGGUGGCUGGAAUGCCCUCUGUAGAGCUUGCCCAGACACGUACGGAGCACUGCCGCAACAACCUGGUUCACCGAUAUGCUCACUCUUGCGGAACAGACCAUUCUCCACCGCCUGGAUGCGAAUGCGACCAUGACCAUGGCCAUCACCAUCAUCACCACCACCAUGAUCACGAGUAUGCUCAUGACUAUGUUGAAGACAUGAUGGACGAUGAAGAUGCCGAUGACGACGAAUCUUAUGGAGAGGGGCCGUUGACUGGCUUGUUGACUGAAGUACCAAAUAUCUUGGAUCCAAAGCAAAUUGAGGCUUUGCACAUGAUUGUCAAGUCUUGUAUUCUGGACAAUGCUGGUUCUGGGCUUACCAGGGCGGGCGAAAACUUGCAAAAGACACGAUGCCGCAUGUUCCUGGCGCUCGAUUGCGGCAAGAGUCUUCUGCGGGAGAUGCUAGUCUUUAUCGCCGUCUGGGAGAAGGAUGAGCAGUCGCUCAUUUUCCAGGUGACAACUCAGAUUGUGGAGGCACUUCAUCACAGCGCCUUGAUUCCCUAUGCGUGGAACUCUCUGCGCAUCUCCAAGGACAUCAUCUCACCUGCACAGACUGUCUUGUUGCGACUUGUCAACCACAUGUUUAGAGCCCGAGUCAACAAUCCUUCUUCCCAGGAGUCAAAGGACAAUGCUCGGGAUAUCAAGCUGGUGCAUUUCUUCUUCAGCUUCUUCCGGAGCCGUAUUGUCCCCGAGUGCGCAGCGCUCAUGCAUCUUCAAGCUCAGAUUCGGGAAGAGAACUGUGACCCGGGUGAUUUUCCCGUGGACAGCUGGGAUAUGGAGCGUGCUAAGGAUGGUCUCGCUCAGUAUCUCGAUUUCCUUACUACGGUUGCCGAGAUGAUGGACACACGGGCCAAGCUUAUUGAGUGGGAGGCUGUUUACGAUCUCAUCACCAUCUUGAGCGGACUUGAGGCUGGAGUACCCAAGAAACCUCUCAUCGAACUUCCAAAGCGAUCACCUCGGAACGAGACUGGUAGCAACCCCAUGGUCGAACGUCCAUACUCUACCGCAGAUGAUGGUCUUCCCCCGUCGCCACCACCGCCACCUUUGCAAGAACCAGCCCACAAGUUUCCCUGGUCUGGAAUCAAGGGUCAGAUCUUCACCAUCAUCGCCACACUUUUGCAGCCGCCUCCUGGACAGAGCAGCCCUGGCAACCCUGAUGUGCAGAUGCAGAUGGUCAAGUACAACGGAAUAGUGCCAUUGCUGAACUGCUGCGCCUACGACGACCACAACCCUUUCGCGAAAGAGCGAGUGACCAUCUGCCUAAAGUGGUUGUUGGAUGGGUGUGAGGCAGCAAAUAACUUCUUCCGCGAGCUCGUCAAUCUUUCACCACCACCCAACCUGAGACCUCCACCUGGAGGUACUACGGUGUCAACAAUAAGGGUCGACGGUAUUCAGGGAGAGGUCAAGGUCCAGGUUCGUUCGGGCACAUCUGCGCCGGGAGCGCAGGACACUGCAGAUAUUGUGGAUGGGACAGCAAGGCUGAACCUCAACCAACCGAGUGGGCGAGGUAGCAUCGAGGACGACUUCAUGGCUUAAUGGAGUUGGCUGGUAGAAAGGGCAGUUCGACAGAGUGAUGGCCUGAGCAGCAAAUCGGAUUUUCAGGGUUAUUGAGGCCGACCAGUUGACAAUGGAUGGGUGCCUGCCCAGUUGGAAAGGGCUGAGUGUCAUCAGCAUACCAUCUCAUGAUGAUCAGGUGUUUCCAUGUGCCCCAUUGCAUUUUGUUCAUAGCCUCGUCAGGCUUCGCUUCUUGGAGGCAUUACAAUGGCCGGGCGGAGUUUUGGGGGCUAGUGUAUGACACUUGUAGAGUCAUGAUGGAGGAAUGGAGACUUACGAAGCUCGACGCGUUCGCGCACAACGCGUGGAUGCAGCAUACUCCUGUUGUAGCAUUUCUGUAUGACGAUCCAAUCAAGUACAAGUUGAACCCU